UUAAGCAUCAUCAUAUCACCCCUAUAAACGCGAUCUUCCAUAGUAUUAAUUAAUUGGUUCGUUCCUAGUAGAGAGACUGUUUUCAGCUAGAACUAUUUUCCACAUAAACAAACUAGAUAGAGAUCGAUGGCAGGAAGUUAUUAUUUAGCCCCUGAGUAUGACGACCUCUCAUGUAACAUCUCUACAAACUUCACAUCAAUAUUCCAAGACAACAACAUGUCAUCUUCUGUCCACUUCAUGACAAACUUGCCUUAUUAUCAUCAACCUAGCUCAAAUCCUCAAAUACCCAUGGUUGAUCUAGUAUAUUCACAAUCUUCAUCUUUGAGUUAUAAUAACUCAAGCACCUCAGAUGAAGCCGACGAGAACCAGAUGAGCAUCAUCAAAGAGAGGAAACAAAGAAGGAUGAUAUCGAAUAGGGAAUCAGCUAGAAGGUCUAGGAUGAGGAAACAGAAGCAGUUGGAUGAGCUAUGCACACAAGUCAUGCGGCUCAGAAACGAGAACCACGGGCUCAUGGAAAAGCUCAACCGAUUUUCACAAACCCAUGAACAAGUUAUUCUAGAAAAUGAUAAUCUCAAGAAAGAAACGUCGGAGUUAAGAAAAUUGCUUAGUGAAGCACAACUUGCUAGUACUUAUACUAACUUGCGAGAUCUAGAGGACGAUCACGAGGUGGUGCUUGUUCCUUCUUGCACCACUGCUCAUCUCAAGGCUAGAUCAUCCUCUACAAACUUCACCACUAAAAACUCAUCUGAUCUGCUUCAUUAACUUAAUUUACCAAAUUAGUAUACAUGCCAUAAUUAGUCUAUCGGUAAUAAAUAAACUGUUUGAUUAAGCAAAUGUAGAUCAUAGUUUUCGUGUUCUUAUUCUUUUAUAUAUCUUCUUGGUUGAUUUGCUUGA
Molecule: messenger RNA, 894 nt
Organism: Erigeron canadensis
Lineage: Eukaryota; Viridiplantae; Streptophyta; Magnoliopsida; Asterales; Asteraceae
Product: basic leucine zipper 43-like
Exons: 1
Coding region: 127-762 (211 amino acids)
Biological process (GO): regulation of DNA-templated transcription
Molecular function (GO): DNA-binding transcription factor activity
Source: RefSeq, a predicted model, not a curated record